ACGCCCCCUCCCCCACCACGGCCGGGGGCGCGGGAGGGGGGGAAGGGGAUGCACUGUGGAGAGAGCAUCGCUCUUCUGGCCGGUCUGGGUGUGCCUGCCUCAGCACGUCGAGGGUGGGGGUGAAGGAGAGCGGCUCCGUGGGCACGAGCCGGCUCCCACGUGGCUGCAGUCGUCGCAACAGGGCUCCCAGGGUGGCUGCAAACGUGGAGGCGGCCCAGACCCUGGGCCUGCCGCGGGCGAAGGAGGCCUGGAGGUUGGGUCUGGGGUCUCUGUCUGGAAACUACCAUUGCUAGUAUCACCACUAGGGUGGUCUCCCGUUCCCUUGAAGCAUGGCCUAACCCAAAAAUCGUUCUCCGGAGGUGUUUAUUAUUUUUUUUUAAACUAGAGAAGAGGAAAGAAGCUAGCAGUGUCCCUUCUCAUGGCCAGGGCAUGUGCCAAAUCAUGGGCCCGCGGUGGGCCUCCGCUUGCUGUCCUAGCCACCGUUGUCCAGGGAGGGAUAAAAGCAGAGCAAAGGACACUGCUGACCCAGGAGAGCUGAGUCCCAGGCCAGAUGGGAGCGACCCAGCUCAUUGUCUGGACCACAGUGUCCCUUUCUUGUCUGUGCACAAUGCCUUAACUGUGUAGGGUGGCAUGGAGGUUGGCCUGCAAAGAGGCCAGGGCCACAUGGAGGUGCCCUGCCCAAGGGAGCUCCUCGAAUGGCUGCUGAGUCAGAGGAAAUGACCUCUGGCUCCCUUCCCAACCUCCCCUCCCCUCAUCAGACAGUGUUCUGGAGAGAGAAAUGGCCCCCCUGCCAGCAGGACCUGACUCAGCAGAUGCCAGCCCUGACCACAGACUUCAGAUACAGCAUCCCUGAAACCACAACCAACCAUUCCUAGGUUUCUCUUUCUAUCCAGUGACAUAUCUGUGCCCAGGAUCUGGGGCAUUUGAGGCCUUGGCAUAAGAUUCCCUUAAAUGGAUGCUACCUGGGAAGUCAGGCAGGGAGACCUGGGGCAUUAGUCACAGGUUCCUUUCAUUCUUUGCCUGCUCUGUGUGCAAUCUGAGUUCUACAGCCACAGUCGCCUAAUCCUUAGAGCAGUUGUGCAAGGUCGCUCGCGGCCCCGGGUGAAGCAGGCCCGCGCCGGCCGGCGCCAUGGAAAGGAGAGGGAACCACAGUUGCCCCCCGCCGGCAUGCGCGCCCAUUGAGCCCCGCCGCAGGCAGCCCCCGGCCGCAGGUCCCCGAGUGACACUGGCGGCACCUGGGAGCGUGGCGCGGCCCCGGGGCCACGCCGAGGAGCCCAGCGUCCAGUAAAGCUGACGAGGACCUGCCGCUUGCGCCGCAGCCAUGGUGAUGUCCCAGGGCACCUACACGUUCCUCACGUGCUUCGCCGGCUUCUGGCUCAUCUGGGGUCUCAUCGUCCUGCUCUGCUGCUUCUGCAGCUUCCUGCGCCGCCGCCUCAAACGGCGCCAGGAGGAGCGACUGAGGGAGCAGAACCUGCGCGCCCUGGAGCUGGAGCCCCUCGAGCUUGAGGGCAGCCUGGCUGGAAGUCCUCCGGGCCUGGCGCCGCCACCGCCACCGCACCGCAGCCGUCUGGAGGCGCCUGUGCACGCGCACUCGCACGUGCACGUGCACCCUCUGCUGCACCACGGGCCGGCGCAGCCGCACGCGCACCCGCACCCACACCAUCACGCACUGCCGCACCCACCGCCGUCGCACCUCUCCGUGCCGCCCCGGCCCUGGAGCUAUCCGCGCCAAGCGGAAUCGGACAUGUCUAAGCCGCCGUGCUACGAGGAGGCGGUGCUGAUGGCCGAGCCGCCGCCGCCCUACAGCGAGGUGCUCACGGACACUCGCGGCCUCUACCGCAAGAUCGUCACGCCCUUUCUGAGCCGCCGCGACAGCGCGGAGAAGCAGGAGCAGCCGCCUCCGAGUUACAAGCCUCUCUUCCUGGACCGGGGCUAUACCUCGGCGCUGCAUCUUCCCAGCGCCCCGCGGCCCGCCGCCCCCUGCCCUGCCCUCUGUCUGCAGGCGGACCGCAGCCGCCGUGUCUUCCCCAGCUGGACCGACUCAGAGCUCAGCAGCCGAGAGCCCCUGGAGCACGGAGCUUGGCGCCUGCCCGUCUCCAUCCCCUUGUUUGGGAGGACUACAGCCGUAUAGAGGGGCGCUCGGCGUCCCGAGCCCCACGGGCGAACUCCUAGCCUGACUGCGAGGCUUUUUAAAUGCUUCCCUUGGACUGCAGGGAGGGGUGGGGGGAGGGAGGGAUUUCUUACCCUGUUUGUUACAUUUUGAGGAUAAUAAAGGUGUGUGAUCUGCUUUGGUACAA
Messenger RNA from Rattus norvegicus (Norway rat), 2297 nucleotides. NCBI's taxonomy places the organism in Eukaryota, Metazoa, Chordata, Mammalia, Rodentia, Muridae. The record is from RefSeq and is a predicted model, not a curated record.